Linum tenue is the source of this 989-nucleotide messenger RNA. Lineage: Eukaryota; Viridiplantae; Streptophyta; Magnoliopsida; Malpighiales; Linaceae. The record is from the annotation of a GenBank genome assembly.
AGCGGAGCUCAUUACUCAACCUCUGCUUCACAGUUCACACUUCACACCACCACCAAGCGGUUAUAAAUACAGACACGAAACGAAACCAACACACAGCCUCGCCAUCAAUUCCGUCGCUUCAGUUACACAGAUCCAUAAAAGCAAACCACCCCCAAAAUCCACCCUCCGGCCUCAAAGCAAUGGCUUCCACCACGGCGGCGGCGAUGAUAGCAGCAGUCCUCCUUCUCCUCGCCACCGCAACCACCGUCACCGAAGCACAGGGCGGCGGCACCAACACCCCGUCGUGCGCGUCGAAGCUGAUCCCCUGCGCAAAUUACAUCAGCAACACCUCCGUCACUCCGCCGGCGAGCUGCUGCGAUCCGAUCAAGGAAGCCGUGAGGACGGAGCUGCCUUGCCUCUGCAACCUCUACAACACUCCCGGGCUCCUUGCUUCCUUCGGGAUCAAUGUCACCCAGGCCUUAGGUCUCACCACGCGCUGCGGGAUCAGCGCCGAUACCAGCUCUUGCAGCAAAGUUACGACCGGAGGAGCAGGUUCCCCUACGGCCAGCGCUGUUCCAUCGCCACCAGCAGGGUCGAACUCGAACAACGGGAGCAGGAUGAUGGCAUGGACUGGAUUCUGGAGCUUUGGCUUGAUAUGGGUUGCAUCGUUGUUGUUUUAGAGACAUUAUAAUUGUCUAGUGUUUGUGACAUUUGUAGAGGAGAGGGUGGGGAUUGUGACAUUGUUUGUGGAUUAAGGAUUAUGCAGGGAGAGAGAGGGGGAGAGAGUAAUUAAGUUGUUGGGUUUAUGUUAAGGUACUGUGGUCUGUGGCUAAUAGUGUCAAGGAUGUUGUUUGUUGAGUCUUAGUUAUCAUUUGAUGCUUCAAAGUAUUGCUGUUUCAUUCUUGUCCCUCGUAUUGUCGUCCUUUUCUUCUUCAGUACAACAUUCAUUUCCUUGAUAUUGGGGGUGUCGUUCCAAUUUUAUCAUAUAUCUCCAAGGAAAGACAUUGAGG